AUGAUCCGCCAUGCCAAACGGGACGAGGAGGCCGGAGGUCCCGGGUUGGGCGUGCUGGACACGAGGAAGCGCACUCGUCGUCUUCCCGAUGGGACGAUCGUGACGAGACCGACCAAGAGACAGAGUCGGGCGAACAGCGGCAAGACUGCGAAUGGGAGUGGCAGUCGCAGUAACAGCAACGACAAUCAUCACAAUCCCAUACAGCCCGCAUCGCCCGUAUACAGCAGACCGAGUCACAGUGGUGCCUCUGCGUCGGAGCCAAGUGUGUCGUUGUCGGAUUGCCCAACAGGCCUUCAUCACCAUUAUGAUAUGCCGCCGGAUGGGGCGCCUGUGUCCCCUCCCCGAUCUACAAAUAUGUCCGGACUCAGCAGUACGAUGAGCCUGGAGAACGAGCCCUUGGACGAGAAUGUUGGCAUCGACACCAGCGAGUCACUGCUGGCGCCGAUGAUGCCCGGUGGCCCCUAUGAACCGUUCGUCGAGCCGAUUGCGGGUCAGUUUGAUGUCGCCGAUGGCGCGUGGCAGACGAAUGCAACGCUUCCACCGUCGUCGAUGGAUAUGGAUUAUGAAGACACGUUUAACCUGGAUACAGCGACUUCGUUUAACAUGCCCUUCGCGACAACGCACAACUACAAUUGGCUCUUCGAUGCAUCCUCGCUCAACGAUGCUUUCAAAGUGGACGAGGCGCUGCUGUCGACUGGCCUUUCCAAUUUCGUGGAACCCGUGCCUGACAUGUGGUCCCAGCCGCUUUGUAAGUCUGCGGAACAACCGUCGAGGAUGCGUCCCGAUCCGGUUACCUCGACGAACGAUUUGAUGCUGUUUCAGGCAGACCGCAACCUUGCUGCUCCUUGUGGCCAAUCCAUCCCUGCACCGCAGGUGGACGCUUGGCAAUGCUCGGGACUGUCGCAGUCCGCGGACUUUGACUGGAUGGGACCGGCCGUGCCUGUUGACCCCCCCAAACCCUUGCUGCCAUGCAUCACCGAGGAGGUGCGAGCCCGAAUAUUGGACCUGGUGGCUCAGGCCUGUCCGACGACAAUGGAUGGUUCUCCCAUUGACCAUGCGUCGCCACUGUUAUCGCUGGCGGCGCUUCAGAGCUACUGCGAUCUCUUCUUCACCAGAUUCAACACGUCCUAUCCGAUUAUCCACAAGGCGACUUUCGACCCAUCCAAGGUGGAGCGGCUAUUGCUUGCUGCCGUGAUUUCUCUCGGUGCAACCUACAGUUCCCGAGACGCGCAUAGACUGGCCGUUGCCAUUCAUGAUAUCCUUCGGAACCUUGUAUUCGCCCACGCCGGUUUCUCAGCGGACCCAGACCUGUGGGUUCUCCAGACGAUGGUGCUCAUCGACUGCUUCGGGAAGUCCCGAGCUGGCCAGAAACAGCGAGAUAUGGCACAGUUGUUCCACUGCGUCCUCAUCAAGCUGAUCCGGAGGAGUGACUGCACGGCCAUCCGCACAUCACCCGCAAAGCCAGAUCUACAGGACCUCGAUCUGGAAUGGAGGCGGGCCAUGGACGUAGAGCAGCGCAAGAGGCUCGCCAUCCUCUGUUUCAUGUGGGACACGCAGCACGCGACCCUCUUCUCGCAGUCCCUGUGCAUGUCGGCGUUUGAGAUCCGGUCCUCCCUCGCCUGCGACUCGGGCACCUGGGAAGCUGAAUCGGCGGAAGAAUGGCAUCGGAAUUCCCAACGGGAAGGUCUGCAAUCGCAUCUCCCGUUCCUCAACGUGCUCAAAGCCUACAUCACCCCGAACGCAAUGCAACGGCCGCGUCACCUUAACGCUCUCUCCCGGGUUCUGCUUCUGCACGGCCUCAUGUCCAUCGCCUCGGACCUGAAACGCCGCGACCAGACCACCCUGCGCGUCGAGUCUCCGGAUCUAGUCGGCGCCUGGAAAGCGCGAAUAAGCCGCUCCCUGGACCUCUGGAAGGCUGACUUUGACGCCGACUGCAUGAAUAUGAAGCUCAAUGUGCUGUCGGAUCUGCGCGCGUUCACGGGCCACAAGACCUCCGCGCAUGCCUUGUAUCACACGGCGCAGAUCACGCUGGACGUGGAGGUGCUGGAUCUCCAGAUCUUCGCGGGCGCCACGCACAUUCUAGGCCGUGUCGUGACGGAUUCCGACGUCCAACGGUCCCGUCGAGCAGUCAUGAAGUGGGUUAACGAGGAUCCCCGGUCCGCGGCGAAGGUCGCACGUCAUGCGAGCUUGAUCCUGCAAGAUGCCGUUAUGAAUCUGAAUGAUUGGGAUGAUAACGAUGCGUUCCAUUAUCCGUGGUGUCUGUAUUUGGCGACGUUGGGUUGCUGGGCGUUUCAUUUACCGACGUCGUCGUCUGCUGGCACUGCUGCUUCAGAGGGUAGCAGCAGCAGCAGUAGUAACAGGGCGUUGACGGAUAGAGAAGCGAAGAACCAGAUGACGGCCUUGCUGGUCGGUAUGACGACUUGUAACUCGUUAGAGGAGCUGUCAUCCAUGGCGGGCAAGUUCAGCACGAACGGGCUAACAGCUGUCAUGGCGAAGCAAUUGGCGAUCGUGCGAUGGGCGAUUGUGCAUGAUGCUAUGAAAGUUCUUAUGAAUCUGAGCAGUCCUGGUGGUAAAUUCUGGUAAUUUCUAUGUCGAUUACUGUGGUUAUCUGUAUAUGCAUCAUAGAAUGAUGAAUUGAAGAAAUCUAC
Messenger RNA from Monascus purpureus, 2648 nucleotides. The record is from the annotation of a GenBank genome assembly. Lineage: Eukaryota; Fungi; Ascomycota; Eurotiomycetes; Eurotiales; Aspergillaceae.